AUGAGUCUGACAGAAACUUCAAAAGACCCAGCCAAUCUUACCAAACAGGCCGAGGGGAAAACCAAGCAGAUUUUUGCGAUCAAGGGUUUUCAUGUCAGUUUGAAUGAAAAUGCGUUUUUUUCCUGAAAAUAAUUUGCUAUUCAGAAUAUUCAUACAAGUUUUACAGGAUCACGUGGUAAUUCGUUCAAAGAACGAUUUGACGGCUUUUAAUGCCGCCAGGAAAGAUGAACUCGAAGGAAAAUCAAAAAUUGCCAAUUCUACCACUUGUAACGUUUUCUCCUACCUCCAGGCAAUUGGUUGGUUAUUAUUUUUGAAAUUUGUUUUUAAAAUUUCUUGUUGUGAGCAUAACAUUUUUCACGAAUGUUUUUCGAUUGAAAUUUCAAUUCGAAACGCUUUUGCAUCAUUAGGAAAAGCCUACAAUUCGAGAAAAAUGAUAAAUUUUAAACUUAAAAAAUUUUAUAAGCUUUAAAACUUGAUCGAUCUGAUUCUAAUUCCUUAUCAAUUCAUCAAUAAUGGCUUGAUUGAUUUAAAAAAAGAGAAACUGUAUAAAUAAAUCCAUUUACUUUGAAAAAUUUCGUAAUAUUUCCUUCAUUUUCGAAACUUUCAACAUAAAUUUUUCCUAUUGUAAUCAAAUCUAUUAGAGGCCUCUUGUUCUUUCAAUUGCUAUAGUUUUUUUGAUUAAAAAAAUAAUUUUUUUACGAAUCUUUAAAAAUUUUUUUAUAGUUCCAUUCAAAACAUCCCAUUCAUUUUUUUUCCGUUUCAAGAAAAUUUGAAAGUUUUUCAGGUCUUCCAACCCAUUUCGAAACACUUUUAUCGGAUACCGAGUUCAUUGCCAAAAGAUGCACGAUGAUCCCGAUCGAAUGGGUCGCUAGAAGGUUAUUGAAAUCAGGAACGCCAGAGUGGUCCCUAUAGGGGCGCUUGGAAAAUUUUUCUGAGGGAAAAAUAACCAUGUAAGGGUUUCAGUUAGUGGUCGCUUUAGGGGAGUAUGCUAGUCGAUUCUUGUUUAAGAAGCAGGUUUUUCAUGCGAAAAAUCCAAUGAAUUGCCGUUUUUUUUUAAAUAUUAAAAGACCUCUGUAGGGAACACUUGAGCUUGGCUUAGAGGUCCACCUGAUGUUAACCCCUAUAGGGGUCACUUAAGCCUGGCUUAGGGGUCAGACCCUUACAGGGGCCACCUAAAUUUUACCCUUGUAGGGAUCACUUAAGCUUGGCUUAGUUGUCAGACCCUUAUAGGGGCCACCUAAAUUUUACCCUUGUAGGGAUCACUUAAGCUUGGCUUAGUUGUCAGACCCUUAUAGGGGCCACCUAAAUUUUAGCCCUGUAGGGGUCACUUAAGCCUUGCUUAGGGGUCAGACCCUAAUAGGGGCCACCUAAAUUUUACCCUUGUAGGGAUCACUUAAGCCUGGCUUAGGGGUCAGACCCUUACAGGGACCACCUAAAUUUUAGCCCUGUAGGGAACACUUAAGCUUGGUUAGGGGUCAGACCCUUAUAGGGGCCACCUAAACUUUACCCAUGUAGGGAUCACUUAAGCGCGGCUUAGUUGUCAGACCCUUAUAGGGGCCACCUAAACUUCAGCCCUGUAGGGAACACUUAAGCUUGGUUAGGGGUCAGACCCUUAUAGGGACCACCUGAACUUUACCCAUGUAGGGAUCACUUGAGCUCGACCGACUUUGGUGUCAGGCCCUUAUAGGGACCACCACCUGAUUUUUAUCCCUAUAGGGGUCACUUGAGCCUGGUUUAGGGAUCAGACCCUUAUAGGGGCCACCUAAACUUUACCCAUGUAGGGAUCACUUAAGCGCGGCUUAGUUGUCAGACCCUUAUAGGGACCACCUAAAUUUUCCUCUGUAGGGAUCACUUAAGCGCGGCUUAGUUGUCAGACCCUUAUAGGGACCACCUUAAUUUUAGCCCUGUAGGGAACACUUAAGCUUGGUUUAGGAGUCAAACCCUUAUAUACAUCACCUUAACUUUAGCACUGUAGGGAUCACUAAACUUCAACCCCCUAGAACCACUUAAGCUUGGCUUAAGGUUCAGACCUUUACAGAAACCAACUGAAUUUUUUUUUAGCCCUGUAGGGAUCACUUUUUGGUCCCCUAACCUCUAUAGGGAUCACUCUGGCGCUUCUAGGUCCCUUCUUAAAAUCAAUAAAAGUUUCCAGAGUGGCCACUGGAUCAUUUCUAAAAAGAAACCCGGGUGUCGCUGAAGGAUACAGGUUCAACGACGUGAAAAUUGAGACCUUUUUCAAGGUUUUGAUGGAAUUUAUGGGAAAAAUCAUCAAAAAAUAUAAUUUUGAGGACGAUGCCAAUAAUGACCCUCAAUGGACGGAUGAGCAAAUCAUCUCGGCGAAGAUGAAAUUUGCGGGGUUGAAAAUUGGACCGGCGGAGGUGAGGCGUGGUCGCAUUUGGAAUGGCCCGAAGCCUUUCAAAAUCGAUGUUCCGCCGUUUUGAGCCAUUCUCCAUGCGACCGACAAGCUCCGAAUUGAAAAAUAAAAUACAUUUUCAGAUUAAAUUGAUGAAAAAACUGACCAAGACCAUUUUCCGAGUCCUGGAAAAAGGAUGGGCUCUAUCAGAAUGUUCUUUGAUUGAUAUGAAGGUAGAAAAAAGAGGAUUAUCACUGAGAAAAGUUACUUUUAGGUAGAGUUCGGAGUGACUUCCGGAGGUCAGGUCGUGCUCGCUGACGUCAUCGACAACGAUUCCUGGAGAGUUUGGCCUCAUAAUGACAAGAGGCUCCAGCUUGACAAGCAGACUUAUCGUGACCUCAAGGAAGUGACCACUGAAGGGCUUGAGUUGGUCAUUAAGAACUAUGAGAAGGUGGGUUUUGAGGAUUUAUUACUGGAAUUUUUAGAGAUUUCAAACUUGACAGUGUGACUGUAGUCAAGAUUCCAGUAUCAUUAUGUUUAAAAAUGGUUUUUACGAAUAAAGUUCACAGAUUUAGGUAAUAUUUCCCCAGUAUUUUCUCAAGUCCUUGAGCUCUAAAUGAAAUUUUGUGAAAGUUUAUUCAACGCCAGAGUUGCCCCUAUAGUGGUUGAAAGUUGGCAGCGCGAAAGUGGUCCAUAUAAAGACUAGAGAAGAAAAAAGUUCUUAUGGGGGACAAAAAGAUUGCCCCUUAUAGAGGAAAAAUUGAGGUGGUCCCUAUAGGGCUUAAUAUUGCCCCUCGUGGAACGAAGUUUUCGUUUUCUUAAGGGUAUUUCCAAGCUCUAGUGACCUCUAUAGAGGGAGUUAAGCAAGUCUUUAGAGGGUUUAAGGUCUGAUCCUUGAGCCCCUGAAGCUUAAGUGGUCACUAUAGGGAUCUUUGAAAUUUUCGUAGUUGUUUGGAAAUUAUGUAGCGUUUAAAAAAGUUUACAAGUCUUACUUUAAAAAUGGGCAUCUGAAAUCAGAUUUGGAUCUUUUAAAUCUGUCUUGAAAAGCACUAAAGUCUUGUUGACGAAUUGGAAACGAGUUUUUUUUUCAGUUUUUAAAUUUUUCUCCAGAACCCUAACGAAAAGCCCUUUGGAUUUUUCGUAAAAUUACUUUCUAACUUUUUUUUUAUGCAGCUUUUAACCAGCGUCAGUCAUUCUAGGUGAUGAACCUAACCGCCAAAUUCACAAAGACACCUUCAACCCGAGUAGUUAUCUUCAUGGGCUCAGCGUCGGACGUGGCAUUUUGUCAGAAAAUAGCCACCGAGGCGAAGCGCCUUGGUGUUGAUGUGGUUCUUCGAGUCAGCUCCGCCCAUAAGGUUUCAUUUUCUGAAAGACUCAGAACAGGGGUUGAUUCAGACGACUUCUGAAACUCUGUCGAUGGUCUCGGAAUACGAAGACGGCGGCGUUCCAACGGUGGUCAUCGCCGUGGCGGGAAGGUCGAAUGGACUUGGACCGGUCAUCGCCGGACAUUCGACUCUUCCGGUUGGUCUGAGGGGGGCGGGGGGAACUUUGAUUUGGAAACUUUCUAAAGUAGUAUACUUAGAUACUUACUUACUUAAAUGUUCCAUCUUCGCUUUCGACCUUUUAUUGCCUUUUAGUGCCUUUUAUUGAUCGAAGCGUGGACCACACGUUUUCCAGGAGAUCUUAUGCAAUCGGUCAUCCAGUGUUGUCGUCCUGGUUGACUGGUAUUCUUGCGAAAAAGUUCCAUCCGUGGGGUUGAACGUGUUAUAGCAUAAUUGUGGUCUUAUUAUCCUUUUUGCCUUGCCAGGGCUAAAAAAGACCGCCCAUUCUGUUAGCAGAAGCAAGCCGAAUUGCGUGACCGGUGUACCGUUAACCGCCAUAAAUGGCGUUGCCUCCCCAUCACCGCGUAGAGGUGGUACUUGAAGGGGAAAAAAUUAGUAGUAUACUCCUCAAAAAAUCUUUUUUUGAAUUUUUCGAACAGGAAAAAGCACAGAACAGUGUCUAGGCUACAGAUGGUCAAGUUCAUUUUUAUGCUCGGAAGUUGCGAAAUCUUCUAGAUCUUUCAGAAUUUCAUAAUUUAUGAGAAAGGCUGACUUCUUCUGACAUUAAAAAGUUCGAAAUGGUCCAAAACAGUGUCAAGGUUUCAGAAACUUGAUUUUGAUGCAUCAUAUGAGGAUUUGGCUUGAAGAUUUUAAGCUGGUGUCCCUAGGACGUAAUCUAGAAACUGAUAGGAUAUUCGGCAACAAGCGCGAUCCUCCAACACUUCAGGUCAUCAACUGCCCACCGCCAAGUGAGCAGCUUGCUGAAGACGUCUGGUCUUCACUUCGGAUGCCUUCUGGAAUCGGAUGCUCUACAUUGCUUGAUCCGAAAGAGGCAGCGUUGGCCGCGGCUAAGGUUUGAAGUUACAGCAGAAGACCUCUGUUUAGAGUUUUCGCCUUGUUCCAGGUUCUAGAACCAGAAAAGCUUAGGAUCGAGAACUUUCUUAAAAAAAAUUGGGAAUGAGAAAUAAUGCUUCAUGACAUUUUUUUCAAGCUUCUGAAGUUUUUUGAAAACGUCUGGAUGGUCAGGUAGAUCCAACAAAAUUAAUUGAAGUUCCGAAAAUUUUCUAAAAGCAAAAAGGACGGAUUUCUAGGCAUACAUCGCCCGGAUCCCACCCCAACGGGGGGUAGGACGCUAGGUAAAAAUUACUAAAACCUUAGGAGGGGGGAGGGGGUAUUAACACGCGAAUGGCUAGAAAGGCUCCUAAACUUCCAAUUAUAAUUCGAAUGAACUAUGGGACCUCGGAGCAAAAAUUUUAAGUUUUUUGGUUUCCUAUGGUAGUUCCAGAAGCCUUUAAUAAUACUGGGACCUUGGUAAAAAGAACCGGACGUGUCGUAGCAUUUCUAGUGACCACUUUAGUAGCGUCAGCACUCUUAAGUGAUCCCUAGAAUUGUUUAGAAAUGACGUCCGGUUUUUUUUUUCCGUUAUUGACAUGUGGUCCGAGUAUCAGGAAGUUCAGUAACUCGGAAAAGAGCUUGAUUUUCUUAAAAUGAAGAAGAAAAUCUUCAAGAAGAGGCUCUGAAUAAUACAAGGGCAUGCGUUGCGUCUCUCCUCCAAAUGACGUCAUUUAUUCCAGAUUCUCGCCACCCAUGAUCACAUGGUUUUCGGUCGUGUCCUCACCACCCAACUUCAACACUACAUGACAAUUUAUGUCUGUUUGAAAUGAUCAUUUUUCAGAAAAAUUAUCAUUUUCAGACCGCCGACCACACCUUGAACAAGGCCCACUAA
Caenorhabditis auriculariae is the source of this 5620-nucleotide messenger RNA. The record is from the annotation of a GenBank genome assembly. Lineage: Eukaryota; Metazoa; Nematoda; Chromadorea; Rhabditida; Rhabditidae.